Messenger RNA from Epinephelus fuscoguttatus (brown-marbled grouper), 4410 nucleotides. RefSeq names its product tetraspanin 33a (gene tspan33a). Gene Ontology annotation, cellular component: membrane. Lineage: Eukaryota; Metazoa; Chordata; Actinopteri; Perciformes; Serranidae. Bases 226 to 1080 code for a protein of 284 amino acids. The transcript is spliced from 8 exons. The record is from RefSeq and is a predicted model, not a curated record.
UUUUACACGCCCAUUCAGCGCCCACCAGCCAGCGCCAGCGGCAGACCGCAACUAGGUCACUCACUGUAACUGUACAUGUCUGCUCAUGUAUUAGAAGAAUAUUAGCAGCUCUUCGCCACCAUUAGGCUGUCGAGUCUUUAGUAUAACUCACACAAACUCUGGUUUUCAUACAGUUAAUAUCUUAAUUGUGCGCAAACUUGGAGAGCAGCUGGGAUACUUGUCACCAUGGCAGGAGGAAGACGCCGGGGCGCACCUGGAUCUGGCGAGGACGUCUCCUUAGUCAGUCCCGUUGUAAAGUACCUACUGUUCCUGUUUAAUUUUAUAUUUUGGAUAAUUUCCCUGGUGAUGGUGGGAAUCGGCGUGUACGCCCGCAUGAUGAAACAUGCAGAGGCGGCCCUGGCGUGUCUGUCAGUGGACCCGGCUGUAAUGCUGUUGGUCGUGGGGAUCCUCAUGUUCAUCAUCACCUUCUGUGGCUGUGUGGGCUCACUGCGAGAAAACAUCUGCCUCCUGCAGACUUUCUGUAUCUGUCUGACAGUGAUCUUCCUGCUCCAGCUGAUUGCUGGCGUCCUGGGCUUCAUCUUCUCUGAUAGGGCUCGGAACAGAGUGACGGAGAUUAUCAAUAAUGCCAUCGUUCACUACAGAGAGGACCUUGAUCUGCAGAACCUCAUUGACUUUGGUCAGAAAGAGUUUGGCUGCUGUGGCGGUGUGACAUACACUGACUGGUCCCAGAAUAUGUACUUCAAAUGCGAAAAGGACAACCCCAGUAGAGAGCGCUGCUCUGUCCCCUUCUCCUGUUGUAUCAUGACGAAAGACAAGGUGGUUAUCAACACCAUGUGUGGCCACGGCAUGCAGGAAUUAGAGUACGUCGAGGCUGCAGACUACAUCCACACCAACGGCUGCAUAGACAAACUGGUGAACUGGAUCCACAGUAACCUGUUCCUACUGGGAGGCAUCGCCCUGGGACUGGCCAUACCACAGCUGGUUGGCAUCCUGUUGUCUCAGAUUUUGAUCAACCAGAUCAAAGACCAGAUCGAGCUCCAGGACUACAGCCGCAAGCACCGCGCCGACCCGUUCAGCUGACCCGAGUCGGAUCAGACCAGAUUCUGAUGAACGGCACCAGAAACAGGGUGACACCAGCAGAUUAGGGGGAGAAUCACACAUGCCUGAAAAAUAUCUGUCAUCUCUGGCUGGACUGAGCUUUCAUCAUCGCUGCUCUUAGACUUAAAGACACAACACUAGUGUGCUUUCAAAUAUUUUGCAUGAAAGUGGAGUUAUGUUCGCACAAAGAACACAGAUGGAAAAACAGAACUCUGCUGCCACCUUGUGGACAAAGACUGUGCUUGAAUUUACCAAACUAUGUACAGUAGUUAGUACGCAAGCAGGGGCAGGGAGGAUGUUUGGUGGUCAGGGUCAUAUUGAUGGGAUCAUUGACCUUUACUUAAAGGUCCAGUGUGUAGGAUUCAAGGGGAUGUAUUGGCAAUAAUGGAAUAUAAUAUAAUAAGUAUAUUUCUAUAGUUUCAUAACCACCUGGAAAUAAGAAUAAUUGGGUUUUUGCUACCUUAGAAUGAGCCAUUUAGGUCUACAUAGGGAGCAGUCCCUUAUCCACAGAGAUUGCCAUGUUGCCCAGAACCGACCAACCAAACACGGGCUCUAGUUGGGCCAUUCGUGUUUUCACAUCAGCUACCAGUUAGCAGCCUCUCUGUGAUGAUCAGCGUUGGAAAAACACUGUUUUUUAACGUAGGACUGCUUUAUUCAGUAUUUUUACCGGUUUAAGUUGCCAGGUCCGCUUGUUUUGGAGAGGAAGAGACCUCUGUGGAUAGACAGAUAGACAAUGCAGCAACAGAAUCUUGAUUCAUAUGUGAUCGGCAGUGCCUAGUUUGACAGUUUGACCACAGACCACAGUUUGAUCAUGAGCAGUGAUUGACAUGAUUGACAGCUGAGUUAGUGUGUGUAAUGGAUUCUUGCAGAUGCCAUUAGAUGCACUACGAGGAGGCAGAGGAACAUGAUUUUUGCUUUACUAAGUGUUUUUACUGGUGUAAGUCGCCACAAUCGUUGUUUUGCAGAGGAAGAGACCUCUGGAUAUUUCAGCUGCCAGUAAAAACCUCUUGACUAUUUGGGGCCAGGUGCACAAAGCACCUUAAGUUUGCCCCUGAAGUAUGACACCUAAGGCUUACAUAAAAUACCUCACCAAUAACUGACUGGUAAGAUCCUGUUGCAUAAAUCCACAGAGCAAUUAUUAAUUGUGAAGGGACUGGAAGAGCGCAGUGUUGGAAAGUUAAGUGAUUCAAUCCCAGACAGUCAUGAUCACAAACUGUCUUGUGGUAAAACUUAAAGCACAAAAUCAUUUGCUCUUCAUUGAGCAUGUCCAUCAGGUUCUCCUAGUUGUGAAACACUCUUCUCGAGACGCCUUAAUUUUUCUUAUAUAUCCAUAAACCCAACCAUGUUGCAGUUAAGAUGGGGUCAGAGGUACUUUAUGUUUUUGUCCUUACCUCGGUAACUAAGAUUCUUUGUGUAGUGGUUUAACAAACGUAAAGCAAUUUCACAAGUACAAGACAAAGAUAAGGAGAAAAACUUAAAUUCUGAAGUAAACAUUUUGAGGAAACUUAAAGCAGAAGACUUGAUGUACUGUGCAGCUGAUUUUACCUCAAGGAAACCUUAACUCGGACUUUAAGGAAAAUCUUAACUUAAGGCAACCUGCCCCUGGAUCUGAAGUUAUCAGAGACCGUCUCUGACAUGCCAGACAGUGUUGCUUUGUAAUGUGAAAUCUGUUUAUUCAGUGAUUUUAAAGGUUUAAAUCACCUGGUCCAUUAAUUUUGGAGGGUUGGAGACCUCUGCGGAUAAUUCAGAAGGAAUCCUAGCUGGGAGAAGGUUCAGCUGGUUGCAAUUUGCAGUCCUCACCACUAGAUGUCUCUAAAUCCCCCUAAAUCCUACACACUGUUCCUUUAAGAACGUUAGCGUUAAGUGUAAUCUGUUGGAAGUCAUGUUUUUGCCAAAGACACUAAAUAGGAAUGUGAGUUAAUGCAUAGAGUUAAUAACGUUUUUUGUUUGUUUGUUUGUUUGUUUGUUUCAACUGCGUCCGUGAUUGUUACUAACUGGAAAGGGAGUUGCUUUGUGUGUGUGAGUGUGUGUGUGUGUGUGUGUGUGUGUGGACUUUUUCAAAGUACAAGAAUGUCAGAUGCAUGCUCAGUAAUGUUGCUUAUGGCUGCGAGCAUAUGAAACAUGAGCAAUACACAUCGUUGGUAUGUAGUUUUGGAUACAUUCACAAGCCUGUGUGUAGCAGCCAAGCAGUGGUUCCCAGCUGGUGGGUUGUGGUCCAAAAGUGGGUCGCAAGUCCAUUCUGAAUGGACCACAAGCAAGUUGCAGACAUGUCAAGUUUGUAAUUUGAAGUACAGUGAAUUUCUGGCACAGAGAUUUUAUUUUAAAGUGCCAUUUCCUGCUGUACAGUGAGACACUAACAGAAAGCUACUUGACAGAGGCAGCAAACUAGCUCAACGGCAUGGCCAAACACAAGUAUGACACUGAAUGUAUUACUGUUUGGACCUUGAACUAAGGACUAAGGAGAAACUGUACUCCGUGGCUGGACCAGUUGGGAAUCACUGUUGUAAAGUAUUUACCUCUGGGGCCCUGAGAUGCCUUGUACCCUUGUUACAAAAGAGAAAUAGCAUAAACAUAUAAUAACCCCUUGUAUGGAAUAUUUUUUUUAGAUUUUUUGUAAUAGAAAAUGACUGUAAUGAUAAUGUUUACACCUGUGGUCUGACUCUUUAUAAUAAAAUGGUUGCUUGGUUGUCCUGCCCAGACCUGACACAGCACAUGAUGUCAUUUCCUGCUCACAUUUUAUCCAGCUGACAGCGUGCAUGGCUGCAGAGCGACUGGAUUUUGUGAGGUGCAUGUCGUGAAAUGUUGCCAUUGUGAGUCAUGUUUGCCAAACCGCACAUUUCUGUACAUAUCCUGAGGCUGAUUUAUAUGUAUAUGACUUGAAUCCUGCACUGAUGUCUUCCUUUUUCAUUUUUCUUUUGUAAUAUCUUUCGACUAAAAUACAACAGGAUCGGGGAAUUCCCAUUUUCCCACUAAAGCAAACUGCUGCCUGAGGUGCUGUAGUGUUGUUUUGUUGAUGUGGUCACUAGAACAGGCCAAGAUUGCAUUUUGUGACCAAUCAGUGAGCAGACAGUGGUUGAGGGUUCUCUGACUGAGGAAAAAAAAAACAUUUACUUGGAGCUAAAACACGAAACAUGAUCCCACUCUCAGUUGUCUGGAUACAGUACCAAUUAAAGUUUGAUUUGCUCUGACAGCAAAAGAAAGUCAAACUGUUUUUGUGAGGAUUUUGGUCAUAAAUGUUAGUGCUUUUCAUGUCUGUGAAAAUCAUCCACAGCUGUAACUCUGUGUAUUAAAUCUCUUUUUAUCACAUGAUAA